Molecule: messenger RNA, 3418 nt
Organism: Hipposideros armiger (great roundleaf bat)
Lineage: Eukaryota; Metazoa; Chordata; Mammalia; Chiroptera; Hipposideridae
Gene: HMMR
Product: hyaluronan mediated motility receptor
Exons: 18
Coding region: 265-2400 (711 amino acids)
Cellular component (GO): membrane
Molecular function (GO): hyaluronic acid binding
Source: RefSeq, a predicted model, not a curated record
AUUGGCUGGAGACAGUAAUAGUCUCCUAUUGGCUGGUAGCCUAAACUCAAGGUCGCCUAAUUGGACGCGAUGAAAGCUGAGUGCGCAUGCUCUUUGCGUGUUCCUUUCCUGGAUUGGUGUGUGCAGGGUUUUGGUGUUCCAAUUGGCUAACGUCUGCAGGGAAUGAGCCGGGAGAUUUGAAUUUGAAGCUAGUUGGCCGAAAUAAACACCAGGAAGUUGCGGAGGAACGCCGGAGACCUUCGGUUUGUGGAGCUGGUGGUCAGCAUGUCCUUUCCUAAGGCGCCCCUGAAACGAUUCAAUGACCCUUCUGGUUGUGCACCAUCUCCAGCUGCUUAUGAUGUUAAAACUUCAGAAGUAUUGAAAGGACCAGUAUCCUUUCAGAAAUCACAAAGAUUUCAAAAACAAAAAGAAUUGGAACAAAAUCUUACUGUUGACAAAGAUGCUACUUUACCUGCUUCAGCAAGAAAAGUUAAGGCUUUGGGAUUAAAGGAAUCUCAAAAGAAUGAUAAAGAUUUGAAGAUACUGGAAAAAGAGAUCCGUGUCCUUGUGCAGGAACGUGGCGCUCAGGACAAGCGGAUCCAGGAUCUGGAAGCUGAGGUGGAGAAGAUGGAAGCAAAGCUAAGUGCGGCAGUCAGGGAAAAAACGUCUCUCUCUGCAAGUAAUGCUACUCUGGAAAAACAGCUUGCUGAAUUAUCCAGGGCUAAUGAGCUACUAAAAUCUAAGUUUUCUGAAGAUGGUAACCAGAAGAAUAUGAGAAUUCUAAGCCUUGAGUUGAUGAAACUUAGAAACAGAAGAGAAACUAAGAGUAUCAUGGCCAAACAGCAAGGCAUGGACGUGAAAUUACAGGUCACCCAGAAGAAUCUGGAAGAGUCUCAGGGGAAAAUAGCACAACUGCAGGGGAAACUUGUUUCAGUAGAGAAAGAAAAGGUUGAUGAAAAGUCUGAAACAGAAAAACUCUUAGAAUACAUCGAAGAAAUAAGCUGUACAGCAGAUCAAGUGGAAAAAUACAAGCUAGAUAUUGCCCAGUUGGAAGAAAAUUUGAAAGAGAAGAAUCAUGAAGUUUUAAAUCUGAAGCAGUCCCUUGAGGAAGAUGUUGUUAUGUUAUCUAAACAAGUAGAAGAUCUGAGUGCUAAAUGUCAGCUGCUUGAAAAAGAAAAAGAAGACCUCAUCAACAGGGGUAGAGAACGGGAUGAAAAUCUAAAUUCUGAAAUACAAAACAUACAACAGAAGUUUAUUCUUGAAAAACAAGAACACGAGAAGCUACAACAAAAAGAGUUGCAAAUUGAUUUACUUCUGCAACAAGAGAAGGAACUAUCGUCUCGUCUUCAGCAGAAGCUAUGUUCUUUUCACGAGGAAAUGAUGAAAGAGAAGAGUCUCUUUGAGGAAGAAUUAAAACAAGCUCUGGAUGAGCUAGACAAAUUACAGGAAAAGGAGGAACAAACUGAAAAUCUGGUCAAGCAACUGGAAGAGGAAACAAAAGCUAGGGCUGAAGAACUGAAACUUCUAGAAGGAAAACUGAAAGGGAAAGAAGCUGAACUCCAGGAAAGUGAUGCUGCUCACACACAGGCCACCCUGCUUUUGCAGGAAAGGUAUAAUAGCACGGUGCAAAAUCUUGGAGACAUUACUGCUCGAUUUGAAAGCUAUAAAGCAUUAACAGCUAGUGAAAUAGAAGAUCUAAAGCUGGAGAACUUAACACUUAAGGAAAAAGUGGCCAAGGCUGAGAAAAAUAUAGAGGAUGUUCAACAUCAGAUACUGGCAACUGAGAGCUCAAAUCAAGAAUACGCAAGGAUGCUUCUAGAUCUGCAGACCAAAUCAGCACUUAAAGAAGCAGAAAUUAAAGAAAUCUCAGUUUCCUCUCUUAAAAAAAUAACUGAUUUGGAGAACCAACUCAAGCAACAAGGUGAAGACUUUAAGAAACAACUGGAAGAGGAAGAAGCAAGAAAAGCUGCAAAGGAAAACUCAGAGGCAGACUUAACAGAGGAAACGAACAAGUGGCAACUCCUUUAUGAAGAGCUAUAUAACAAAACAAAACCUUUUCAGCUACAACUGGAUGCAUUUGAAGCAGAGAAACAAGCUUUGUUGAAUGAACAUGGUGCAGCUCAGGAACAGCUAAAUAAACUAAGAGAUUCGUAUGCCAAAUUAUUGGGUCAUCAGAAUCUAAAGCAGAAAAUAAAGCAUGUUGUGAAAUUGAAAGAUGAAAACAGCCAACUCAAAUCGGAGGUGUCAAAACUCCGCUCUCAGCUUUCUAAGACAAAACAAAGUGAGAGAAAACUUCAGGAGGAAUUGAAUCAUGUGCUGGGUAUCAAACACUUUGAUCCUUCAAAGGCUUUUCUUCAUGAAAGUAAAGAAAAUUUUGCUCCCAAAACUCCAUUAAAAGAAGGCAACACAAACUGCUAUUGAGCUCCUGUGGAGUUUCAAGAAUUAUGCAAGUAAACAUCUGAAAAACUGUUGAAGAUUCUUUUAUUCUUAUUAGUUUUAGUGUUGUUGUUGCUGUUGUUAUCGUUAUGUUUGUAAUGAAUUUUUUAAAAUGUAUUUAAUAUGAACUUCCUAUCCUUAGGUAUCUGAAUUCACCAUUUCUACCAAUGUCUUCCGACAUUUUAUUUUCUGUUUCAGUACUGCCUCCUCGAUGUUCAUUUUUAUCACCUCAUUCUAAACUUUCUACCUGGCUUUCCAGCUUUACAACUCAUCCUAUCAAAUCAGCAUUCUUUUUAAAGUCACUCACCCCCCUAUUCUGAAACCUUAGGUGGUUUCAAGAUUCUAGUCCCAGGCUUUGUAGGUUGAAACUGAAGGGCUUUUCUAAUCUGAACCUGUUAAGCUAAGAUAAAACACCUUGGCUUGCUCUCUCCUCUACUUUGAUUCUCCUAAUAAUGUCCAUUUUGUCCUACACAUCAUCCAUUUAUCCAGUUCAAGUAAGAAGUGAGGGCAGGCUUAAUUCCACAGUAACCUCUUUAUCUCGUAUCAGAGUCACUGAGUUGGUCAGUAAUUUGCAGAUUCCUAGACUCCAUCCCAGUCCUACUAAAUUAAAACCUGGGCUUUGUCACAAAAAAUCUGCAUUUUAAACAAAUUCCUCAGUUAACUCUUAGAUACACUAAAAAUCUGAGAAACUCUGCCCUUAACCUCUUUAGAGAAUUUUUCUUAUAUUCCUUGGCAUUGGCCUGACUACUGGGUGUUUGAUUAGUAUUUCUGUAAUAUGAAAUAAAAACGACACAUGAAGUCAUUAACCCAAUUGUUCAACUUGUAUUAUGUGAAGUUACAUUAAUGCUUCUAUUUAAGAUGUAGUUAUUGUCUCUGCCCUCCCCUCCCCACCUUGUCACUAGAAUUACAAACAGUAGUAUACUAUUUAAGAAUGGUGAUUAUCCAUCUAAAAUGUCUGAUUUACACAGUAUGUUAUAAGCCGCCUUUUUAAUAAUAUUUUACC